Poecile atricapillus (Black-capped chickadee) is the source of this 1186-nucleotide messenger RNA. It is a transcript of the gene COQ7, whose product is annotated as coenzyme Q7, hydroxylase. Gene Ontology annotation, molecular function: 3-demethoxyubiquinol 3-hydroxylase activity. Lineage: Eukaryota; Metazoa; Chordata; Aves; Passeriformes; Paridae. Gene Ontology annotation, biological process: regulation of reactive oxygen species metabolic process; regulation of gene expression; ubiquinone biosynthetic process. The transcript is spliced from 6 exons. The record is from RefSeq and is a predicted model, not a curated record. Bases 59 to 721 code for a protein of 220 amino acids. Gene Ontology annotation, cellular component: nucleus; mitochondrial inner membrane.
GCGGGGUCAAUCGGAAUGGCGGGAGGGUGCGCGCGGUGAUGACGUAUUGCUCAGCGCGAUGGCGGCGGCCGCGGGCCCGGUUGUGCGGUGCUCGCUGUUGCAGCGCCGGCCCCUCCGCUGCGGGCCGGGUCCGCGGGCUGUGCCCGGCGGGGACGCUUCCCUCAGGCUGUGCAGCACGCGGGUGGCGCAGGAGGGCAUCAACAAACCCGUCAUAGACCGCAUCAUCCGCGUGGACCAUGCCGGGGAGUACGGGGCGAACCGCAUCUAUGCGGGGCAGAUGGCCGUGCUGGGCAGGUCGAGCGUGGGACCCGUCAUCCAGCAAAUGUGGGAUCAAGAAAAAGACCACCUGAAAAAGUUCAAUGAGCUCAUGGUUGCAUAUAGAGUUCGACCUACUGUUUUAUUGCCUUUCUGGAACGUAGCAGGUUUUGUUUUAGGGGCUGGAAGUGCUUUACUUGGAAAGAAGGGUGCCAUGGCUUGCACAGUGGCUGUGGAAGAGAGUAUAUCAGAGCACUACAACAACCAGAUCCGAACUCUAAUAGAAGAGGAUCCAGAAAAGUACAAAGAACUGUUGCUGGUAAUAAAGCAAUUCCGGGAUGAUGAGCAGGAGCACCACGACAUUGGGCUUGAGCACGAUGCAGAAGCUACACCAGCUUAUUCUGUUUUGAAGACAGCCAUACAACUUGGAUGCAAAGCUGCAAUAUUUUUAUCAGAAAGAAUUUAGUUAUAUUUUCCAUAAUAAUUGUGGCAAUAAACUGUGACACGAAAGUGUAUGGAAAUUGUGGAAGACUCAGCUAUUUUAUUCCACUUUUUAAAUUUUUCUGCACUAAGCACUUGAUUCAGCCAUCCUUUGUCACAUUGAGUCCCCAUUUAAAAGUCUAUAUUAAAGUCAGUAGACCUAAAUGUGAAUAAAGUCGGCAGAAUUGAGUCUGUGUGAACUAAACCUCCUAUUCAGAGACUGUUCACAAGGUGGCAGCAAAAUAUACGUGGUUUAUAUAUACAAUAUUUGCGUAUGGAUGCACACACAAAAAUUAUAAAUAUGUUCUCUGUUCCCUUCAAAUUUAUGUGUACUUGAAAUAAGCUGGGGCAGAUAAUUUUAAAAUAGUUAAUACUGGUUGUUUUCAGGGUGAGUGAAGCAAUAGUAAGUAUUUCUUUUCAGUCCAUCUUGAAUAAAAAUUGGUAUUAUAAG